AAAUAUAUUUUUACUUAGCCUUAGAGUGCUCCCACUACCCUCCUUUUUUGCAGAUUGCGAAACAUGGCUGCUCUCUUUGAUUGUUAUUGACUGACAUUAAAACAAUGGCAGUAACCAUGAACCAAUGACAAUCAGUGGAUUUUUAAUAUAUGCUUUUUCCCCGUUAUAGUUAUGUUGCUCUUUUGAUAAAAGAGAUUGAUUGUGCCUGUGUUUUCUCUUGGUUGCUAUGAGUUUAGUGGUAUUGUCCAAUCUCUGUUUUAUUGGGGUGAUUUAGGGGGUUAUUCACAGAGGUGAAGUAAAGAUAAGCUGGAGGGAAGAAAUGAAGUUUAAUAGUGUAAAACAAUGUAUUUUUGUAUACUUUGGUGCAGGAAUCAAAUGGGCAUUUAUUUGUCUGUAAAUAGUUUUUUUUUUAAUAUCUCUUAUGCACCAUUUUGUUAUGCUCCUUUCCUGACAGGAAAAAAUGCAGAGUCUUUAACAGGAAGUGGAAGUAUAGGACCCACCUCUGGCCAUUCAUUGGCUGAUGUUAUCUAGCAUGUAUUGUGCGCCUUUGGUUUGUGUGUGAGCACAGUGCCUCAUACCGGCCAAUUUCCACACAUGCAGGUGGGCUCAGGCCGAACUCUGAUCCAAAAUCAAAAAAUACAAUUAAAUGCUGCAAUUUAGAAGGCCUGUCGAAACACCAUGGUUACUGGGAUAUAGCCGAACUCUAUCAGCUCCUCAGAAAUAGAGGAUUCCUGCGACUGGAUAUUUCGGAGCUGGGACCAGCGUGGCGUCCCCCACUCAGCCAGUGCAGUGAGGGAUAGUGGGGGAGUUUAUGUUCUCAGAUGCCUGCAGGGGAAAUGGGGCCUCUGCUCCCUGCAAUAUGAAAACUCGUCAGAACAAAGACUCAAUGUCGAUGAGAAGUGGAAGGAAAAAGGAGAGUGCGGGCCCAAGGGAAGAGCGCAGAGCAAGGGGGAGAGCCUCCCCAGGUGCCAUCAGCACCUCAAGCAGUGACAGCAAGAGUGAGAAGGGGCGGCCGAGUGCAAAGAAGGGAAGAAUGGACGAUUCUGUCCCAAAAAACAGCAAGCGGGAGCGAGUAAAGGAUUCCUCUGAGAGCGAGGGGGAGGCCGGGAAAACCCAGAAGAAAGCCAAGAUGGAGUCUCCUGAGGUCCCGCGUCCUCCCCCAGAUGAAGAAAGCCUCGAUUGUCAGAGUGGCAAUGAGGAUGGUGGCAGUGACCCAUGUGACAUUGACCAGGAUAACCGCAGCACUUCCCCAAGCCUACACAGCGGAGAUAGUGAAAGUGAUGCAUCCUCUGUUCCAUCCCCAAAAUCUUUCCCUUCUCUGUACCGAGGCUCCUCUCCCCAACGACCUUCUCCCUCACCUGUUCCUGAGCCCACAGUUCUACCACCCCCUUCUCAAGCUCCACAGCCAACUACUCAGAUUGAGCCCCAGGCACCACGAACUUACCAACCAACGCAUCUUCCACAACUAUAUCCAAGUAAUGGUGGACUAGUCAAAGCUGGGCCUCCUCAGCCUGCCCAGAUCAAGCCACCUCCUACAACUCCAAUAGCAGGACUAGGCUCCCCCAGGCCAUUAGGCUCACCUACAGCCCCAGCUUCUGCACCUAACAGUUGUUCCUCCUCUGCAUCUUAUCCCCAUGUAUCUCACAAUUUGCCUCCACCCCCGGCUCUUCGCCCUCUAAAUGCUUCACCUGGACUUCAGUCUCAAGUGGGAGAAAAGGUUGGGCAGCCACUUCCGCCUACAUCUAAUUCACUUCGUUAUCCCCCUUACCCUGGGCAGUACCCAUCCAGUUACCCUCACCCAUACCCGACACAAAGCAAGUAUAAUCAACCACAGCCACCCUCUCAUUCUUCCUGGGGACAGAGUGGUUUAAACUAUGGGCGUGGAGGAGCAGGGCCUUCGUAUCCACAGCCACCCCCCCAAAAUGGACAAGCAGCAGGUGGUGGGCAGAAUAUCGCUGCAGGAUUUCCACCCCCGCACCAUGGAGGCACAAGGGCUCAAUCCCCGCUAAAUAAUCAUCCACCUCAUCCUCACCCCACUACUGGUGGAAUUCAGUCUCCAGCCUCCCAAAUCAGUGUUCUCCAUUCUCAUGGAGGGGCAACAGGCACUAGAGGACAGUCUCCUAACCACCCUCCAAAUAAUGUCCAUCACCCUCAUAUUCUACCAAUUAGAGGGCGCUCACCUACCCCACAGAGCAAUUUGAAUACAGGGAGUACACCUCAGUCAGGCCACCAACCAUCUCACAUCUUACCAGGUGGAAUUAUUUCUCCAAAUCCUUCCUCUCAGAACAAUACCCAAUUGACAUCUUCAGCAGGAGGAAGUGCAAGAGGACAGUCGCCUGCACCUACAAACACCCCUCAUCUCCUUCCUCAAUCCUCUUCGUCAGGUGGGAGCAUGGCAUAUCCUGCGCCAGUGGAGCCCUCAAACCCACCUAACCAACCUAUUUACCAGCCUCAUUCUUCAGCAUCAAUGUGCCAGUACCCCCCAAGUUCUCAGACAUAUGCUAACUAUCCCUUUCAGGGCUUCAAAGGGGCACCUCCAGCUGCUCCCCCUUAUAAAACUGCACCUCCACCACCUUAUAAGCCAGGAUCUUUUCCACCCUCCACACCUCCUCCUCCUUCCCAGGGAUUCAAGGAGACAUGUCCCCCAGCAACAGCUCCUGCCCCUCCACCUAUUCCUCCACCGCCAGCACCUGCUCCUUUUCAGAUAAAGCAAGAACCCCCUGAAGAGAUUGAAGGUGAAGGAGAGAGCCCAGUUCCUCCUCUUAGCAGUCCCUCACCUCCCCCCAAACUUGUGGAUACACCAAGUCAUGCCAGUCAAUCUGCCAGGUUUAACAAGCACCUUGAUCGGGGGUACAACUCGUGCUGUCGCACCGACCUUUACUUUGUGCCCCUGGAAGGCUCCAAACUCUCCAAGAAGAGGUCCGAGCAGAUAGAAAGAGCUCGGAGGGAGAGCGAGCAGAGGGCACGGGAAGAGCGAGACAGAGAAAGAGAGAGGGAACGUGAGCUGGAGAGAAACACGAAACUGGAUUCCCGCUCUCAUGACUGUCCCCAGCUCUGUCCUCCGCCUUCUUCUCACCAUCCAUCCCUGUCUUUACCCUCCCCUUCCUCUGCUGCCCCUCGCCCACCUCACUUUGAGCCCCCUGGUGCAGUGGCAGCAGUGCCUCCCUACCUGGGACCUGACACCCCGGCCUUGCGCACCUUAAGUGAAUAUGCCCGUCCUCAUGUACUCUCACCAGCAGGGCGAGCUCAUCCUCCAGGCCACCCCCCACACCACCCUUUUUAUCUGCCCCUUGGAGACCCUAUUCUUGCCUACAACCUGCCGGCCGUGUUUGCCAGUGACCCAACUCGAGCAGAGAGGGAGCUGCGGGAGAGGCUGAAACCCGGCUAUGAAGUAAAACCAGGAGAAUUGGAAUCCCUGCACCCAUCUUCCAUUCCCCUACCACCACCUCCACACCACCUUGUCCCUUCACAGGCCCCUCCCUCAGCUGCAGGGGUCCCUCCACAGAUGGGACUGCACCCUGCCUUCCCCUAUCAUCACGGGCAACAUACACAUGCCCAAGCACUUGAGCGAGAAAGACUGGCAUUGGGUGCAGGGCCAGGGGCUGCCCAGGGAGCAUCAGCUGGUGCAGGACGGGAGCUGUCCUAUGCAGAGCGCCUGGCUGCAGAGCGGCAGCAUGCAGAGAGAGUAGCUGCACUGAGUGGAGAUCCACUAACUAGACUUCAGAUGCUAAAUGUGACUCCUCAUCAUCACCAGCACUCACAUAUCCACUCACACCUUCACCUACAUCAGCAGGAUGCCAUCCACGCAGCUGCCGCUGCUGUGCACCCCCUCAUGGAUCCCCUGGCAUCUGGUUCUCACCUAACACGGAUCCCAUACCCAGCUACGGCUCUGCCAAACCCUUUAAUUCCCCACAGCCUGCACGACAGUGAUGUUCUCCGGCAGCAAAUAUUCGCUUCUCCCUACCGGGAUCUGCCGUCCUCACUCUCCGCUCCUCUGUCGGCUGCUCACCAGUUGCAGGCCAUGCAUGCCCAGUCGGCUGAGUUGCAACGCCUUGCCCUGGAACAACAGCACUGGCUGCAAGCGCAUCAUCCCUUGCAGGGGGUCCCCCUUCCUGGGCAGGAGGACUACUACAGUCAUUUGAAGAAAGAAACAGAUAAGUCUCUGUAAUAUCGGCUGGGACCACACAGGGGUCAGAGUCCAUCUCUCUGCUUGCAGGCUUCUGACUGGAUAAGACCAUGUCCUGGGUCCGGAGCUGAUAGGUCAGAGUGUAAGGCAGCCUGUUCUACAGAUAGAGAAUGGCUCUCCAUGGACAAUGAGAGAACCCUCGACAGAACAUCAUUCAAGAGAAAUACCCCAUUACAGAGACACAAACCCUAAGAGAGAGUGACGCAUGCUGUGAGACCCCCGUUGGCAUCUCGGGCCUGUAGCCGACAGAGACUGCAAUUAAGAGAUAGUGUGGAAUACAGUGGGACCCAAAGUGACAGAGAUUUUUCAUUAGCCAGCAGCAAAUAGAAAUGAAUGUGUUAAAGCCAACAAGCAGGGGAAAGACUGCCUCUAGGAGGCGACACGGAGACACUCCAUGACAAACACUUGCUACAUUAGUUGAUCUUUUGUGCCCAAGCCAGGGAUGUCCAAUGUGCAGUCCGCUGGUAUGAGUAGAACUACCUGUAACAUGCACUAAUUAAACAGCUGACAGAGGGGACUGAUGGGAACUGUAGUUCAAAGUUGGAUAUUACUGUCCUAAUUGGUUUGUUAACUUAUAUGAUUCGAAAGCACUUCCAGUUCUGACACCCGCAGUGUAGUUAGAUUUGAGUAUUAUAUGUGCAAUGCUGUCUGGCUGUUUGUAGGUUCUGUGACCCUAGCAGCCACAAAUCUGACUUAGCACAUGGCUAAAUAUUUAUUGCUUUUAUGUUAAUUUAUUCUAGUCGGGUCCUGUCCUACUGAGCUCCCUGUUUGUCAUUUGGUUUAAAGGGCAAGCUGGAACUCUCCAAAACAAAAACAUAAAUUGUUUGAAAUAACAUAAAAGGAAACACAUUGUGAAACCAUUUUUAAGUAGACCUUUCCUUUAAAUGGGGCAAAUAUAGAAGAGCUUCUAUUUUCAUGGUAGUAAAAUGAUGACAGUAGUACUUUGCGGCCACCAACUGGCACCCAGUAAUUUCUUAAGGUAUCGGCACCCUGUGGAUGGAGAUAGACUGCAACAACUAGCACCUAAAAUGGGCUCUAUCUAAAGGUGAGAUGCUGGGGUUGUAGUUAAGAAAGAAAAGAUGGCAGUUGUCUAUCCCUGCUCUGUAUUGUCACGACAGUAAGAGCCAAUCAAAUCAUCAGUAACUUUAGAACUAGGUCUCUAGGACAUCCCAUAAAGCAUUAUGGCAGACCCUGCGCCACGAGCCGAAGCCAGUGGUAGAAAGAGAGGUUCUAGGAGGUGGCAUUUAGUGGACAGAAGCAACUGUUUUUCAGAGAGGGUUAUAGUCAGUGAGACAGUCCAAGGCUGAGAACUGGUGACUGGUGACUUUGGGGUCCGGUCCCACCUGGAAGCACAUGACUGUGAGAGAGACAACAGGUUCCUGCAUCGUUGGGACAACUUGUGGCAGUGGAAAGACUUCAGCCCAACCACAAAGAUGGGCACAGCAAAGGACAAGCGUGACAAACUGUGUGUGAGAGAGAGGAAUCCCAGGAUGCCCGUGAGACAGCAGACAACUGAUGGCACUCUCAUGCCCUGUGACAGACUAUUUGUCCCUUGGAUGCCACUGAUUACUUUUGUAUUGUAUAUUCCCCAAAGUGUGUCUAAGUCUGUAUGGCACCAGCACUGCACCCUCGCCACCCACCCCUGCUUACUCUCCAAAUGUGUGUCUGUCCAUGUGUAUGCAUGUGAUGUGAGUGUAAAUGUGUCUGUCCAUGUGUAUGCAUGUGAUGCGAGUGUAAAUGUGUCUGUCCAUGUGUAUGCAUGUGAUGUGAGUGAAAAUGUGUCUGUCCAUGUGUAUGCAUGUGAUGUGAGUGAAAAUGUGUGUGUGGUUCGGUGUGGCACUGACCAUGCAUCAUUAUGGGACCUUUAGCUGAUGAA
Xenopus laevis (African clawed frog) is the source of this 6062-nucleotide messenger RNA. It is a transcript of the gene atn1.S, whose product is annotated as atrophin 1 S homeolog. The transcript is spliced from 10 exons. The record is from RefSeq and is a predicted model, not a curated record. The coding region runs from base 812 to 4168 and encodes 1118 amino acids. NCBI's taxonomy places the organism in Eukaryota, Metazoa, Chordata, Amphibia, Anura, Pipidae.